Messenger RNA from Trichomonas vaginalis G3, 5055 nucleotides. Its product is annotated as vacuolar proton-transporting V-type ATPase complex assembly. Lineage: Eukaryota; Parabasalia; Trichomonadida; Trichomonadidae. The record is from RefSeq and is a predicted model, not a curated record. The coding region runs from base 1 to 5055 and encodes 1684 amino acids. Gene Ontology annotation, biological process: vacuolar acidification. Gene Ontology annotation, cellular component: RAVE complex. The transcript has a single exon. Gene Ontology annotation, molecular function: protein binding.
AUGAGCGGGAGUAUUAUCCCUUCCAUUCUUAAAAUACCUGAUGCGAUGCUAUUUAGUUUACCUAUGAACGCUAAAUACCCUCGUUCAGUUUCUUUUUCAAGUUCACACGUUGGAAUGUUAAUGGCAUACUCAUCAGGAAAUUUAAUUAUCGUUUUAUCAGGUGCAAAAUACAUAAAAGCUAUUCUUAGAGGCCACCAGCAUGAGAUUUGUACAUUAUCAUUCGAAAGGAAGAAUCUUCAUAUAGUUUCAUGUGAUGUAGAAGGUUUCAUUAUGUUUUGGCAUUACCAAGACUCCAUCUGGCAAAAUACAAGAACUAUUCAAGUAAAAAAUCCACUCACUGACAUUUCAUGGUGCGCUGCAAGACAAUUGAUAUGUUAUUCGAACGCAAACGGCUUAUUUUUAGGAAAUGUAGCCGACUUUGAUCAAAAUUCUACAAAAUUAGCUAAGAAAUCCGUCUUUUGUCAAUUUUUCGAAGAUGGCUCGAGAAUUGCUUCACAUUCUUACUCUAAAUCGCUCAUAGUUUUCACUCUACAAACUAAGAAAUUCAUUCCACAGGUUUUUAAGUAUACAGUUAACGUUACUCAAUUUGAAUUUCAUCCAACAGAGCCGAUGUUCAUGGUUAUUACUUCAGACGGAAAAUUACGUAUAUACUACCAAGAAUUCAACAAAAUUUUUACUUGUUCUACUAUUUUAUCUGUUCCAAUUCCAGGAAGAUUUGUCAGACCACCAGCUCUAUUCAAUUUCCACUCACAUUCAGAGAACUACUCAAAGAUAGUCUUUCUUACCAAAGAAGCUCAAAAAAUAAAGAUCACAAUCGAUAGAAAAGGUCGAAUUAUUACAGAAAACGCCCAAAGCGUCUUUUACCAUCUCCAAAACCAACCAGGUAUUGUAGCAAUGGGAUUGCGCUCUGCAUUCAAGACGAAUGAAGGCACAGAAGCAAUAACCGUGAAAUAUAACCGAAUUUCGGUUUAUUCGAACACCAAGAACUCAUUUUUAUUCCACAGAUCACCUGUUAUACAGAGUUCCUUUGCUCCGUUCUCAGAUAACUUCUUUACAAGGGAUGAAGAGAAAACUUUGAUUUUUUGGCCAUUUAACAAUCCAUAUUCAACAGCAAGGAAGGCAGCGACAAAUGUAGAAUACGCGAUUUGGCUCGACAAAGAAACAAUUGUUUUAUUGAGAGAAAACGCGUUUUCUAAGUUGAAAAUCACGGAUUUCAAAGAAAUUAAAAUUGAUUUCCCUGAAAUUUCAAACUGUUCUGCCUUUUUCAUCCAGAAUGAUGAGAUAUAUGCGAUUUGUGGCUCAAAAAUCAUAACAAAGACAGAGAAUUUCGAAAUUGGAAAUUAUAUUUUAUUUGAUUUCUCAAAAUCGUUCAAAACAAACUUUUUGUUUGUUGCAACGACAGAAGAUGACCAAGUGAAUUGCUUCUUAUUCCCUUCUUUCUCAAAACUCGAUGUAGAAAAGAGAGAAGGAAAAAUUGACAAAAUUUCGGUUUUUAGUUUGAACAGUUUUGUCAUUUUAUCAAAUCCAUAUAUUGAAAUAUGGAACUACAUUGAUUCCAAGUUCGAAAUGACCUUCAAAUUCGAGUUUGGUUCCAUGAAAGGUUUGUUUUGUGACACGAACAAAAUUGGUGGAAGAAUUUUCACUUUUGAUGACAAAAGAGUUUAUUUGAUUGAGAAUUCGAUCAUUCCGUUCUUAGAUAUGAAAGAUGUUACAUCUGUUGCUGUUAAUUUCUUAGGCCAUUUUGUUGCUAUUUCACAGACAUCGAUGUGUUUGUUUCCGUGUUGGAAUUCGAAGAUUUCGGAUAUAAUAAAGAAAAUCGAAUACUCGGAAAUAACAAAUAGAAAGGAUGUCACACUUAAUGUUGGUUAUAUGAAUGAAGACUCCCAUUUCCUGCUUGCUUUGGCAUCAAAGAUUUCCCACAACUUCAUGAUGUCACCAAUGAUUUCAAUCAAACCGUCAAACGAAAUGAAAAAACACGUUGAUACGACAUUUUCUCAUCUUUUGGAGUUUUCUUCCAUCGGUCAUUACGAUGAACUCAAUCCACAGCAAAUUCCCGCUAUUCCUGGCCAAUACACAACAAGUUCCGCAUUAAAUAUCAAAAGUAAAGUGACAGAUGAAGUCAAAAAAUUGAGUGAAAUUUCUUUGUCAUUUGUUAAUCAAGAUUUAGAUUUGUUUGGUCUGAGAUAUUUAACGAGUGUCAAGUCUUCUUCAUGGCCAUCGCCUUAUAUAGGUUUGUGGCUUUCUUUCUCUACAAAACAAUCAACUGUUUCUGACAUUUUACAAUCUACAAUAACCGUCAAUGAUUUGACAAAAUUUUUCCUUCCGAUAACAAUUGAAGAGCAAAAAACAUUGAUAAGUUUAUGCAGAAAAGCAUUGACAAAUACAUGGGCAGCGACCAAAAAGGUUGAUCCUGUUGCUUUGAUAUAUAUAGCGCUUGGAAAUACGAAGCAAAUCCAGAAAUUGUAUGAAUUACUUGGAGAUACGCAAAGAUCUGAUUUCUUUGGUAAAGAUUUUUCACAGGAAAAGUGGAGAAAAAGUGCUUUAAAGAAUGCUUAUUCGAGUCUCUCAAGACAGAACUUUCUAAUGGCUGCAGCUUUGUUUUUGGUCGCAAAUGACAUCACUUCAUGUUGUCAGAUUUGUGUUGACAAACUGAAUGAUCCAAUUUUGGCUUUCUUAGUUCUGAGAUUGGUCGAAAACGGAAUAAAUGGAAGUGAAAUGACCAAAUUCUUAAAAUCGGCUAAAUGGUCGGAUCCAACAAUUCCAAUAAUGAUCUCUAAAUUGAGAAAAAGUGACAGUAUUUCUGACAUGAUUUUGCCGCUUUUACUUGAAACGAAUAUCAACCAAAACUUGAGUUCCAUGGGCGACAGAAGAAUUUCUUUGUAUCAAUUUUAUCAUAGAUUGACAGGUGAUAUUUCACCUCUCAAAAAGAUUUGUUUCAAUUUAAUGAAUGACGGAUUAUAUCCUUUGGCAAAGUACUUGAUUUUAUUGCCUAAGAACAGACAAAUCCAGACAUCUGUUUCUCUGGAUAUAACUGAGAAAAUACAGUCCGAAAAUUCUUCAGGAGAAAAAUCAGAAAAUUCUGAAAAUUUUGAUGAUGUUUUCCAAAAAGUGACAAAGGUUGAAGUUGAAUCCGUUUCCAGUGAUGAAGAUUUUGAUUUCGGAUCUAAGAUGGUCGACGAUGAUUUCUCAGAUGAUUAUGAUGAUUACGAUGAAGAAGAAAAACCAAAAUCAGAACCAAAAGAAGAAGAAAUUGAAACAAAAGAAGAAAUUCCUGUGAAAACGAACAAUUUCGAAAUAAUUGAUGAGUUUGUCCAAUUCCAAAUUGACAAUCUGACAAAAUUCUUUGUUGAAAAACCGUCAACCGAUACAAACGAUACAAGUUUGUAUGCUUUACAAUUUGGAUUCAGGAAAAUUGCCUUUCCUUUGAUGAAUGACGCAAACAAAGAACUUAUGAAGCAUCAUUUAGCCAAUUUCAUUGAUUUCUGUGGUUCGAUGUUCAUCAAAUCAGCUCUUGUUCCUGCUUCUCCAUCAAAAAUAUUAAAUCUUUGCGAAGAAUUGUCUCUUUACAUUUCUGGUCAAAAAGUGACAUUUGAUUUAGACAAUAUACUUAAAAUGCAUGCAGAUAAGUAUGCAUAUGCCAUAUUCUUUGGUGCUGUUUGUGCUGCUUGUUGGUCAUUUGAACCACAAUUUUUGGAACAAUUGUUGUCUUUUAAAGUCAACAAAAAAGUUGAUAGUUCCAAUAUUUCUGAAUCGAAUUCUUUGUUUGAUGCAGACAUUGGCAGUCCAAGAUUCCCUGACACUAUUCCUUCUUUGGUUAUGUCUUUCCUUAGAGAUGAUUUCAGCCACUCAACAAAUAUCGAAUCAGCAAGAUUUGUUGUGAUGUUUUUGAUCUACAAAAAGAUGUUGAAUUUGACAUCGAAGUUUACAACAGAUGAACCAUUUUUACGUCUAUUAAAUGAUAGAUUUGAAUCACUCCAGAAGUCAUUGGAACUUUAUCAAAUCGCGCAAAUGGCUCCUUCAAAAUUGAAUCCAAAUUGUGAUCGUCACUUUUUGCAAAAUAUUCCAUUAUUUGACAUUGUCAAAGAUGAAUUUAUGUUGUCAACAAGACACUUUAACGAAGCCCACGAACGAGCGAAAUUGAAAAUCCCUUUGCCUGCAAUAUUUAGGAACUCAAAGUUGAUGUUGAAUAAUCCUUAUACAAUUAUGUCACCUUUUGAUCAGAUCACUUCACUUUGUUUGAAUCCUCAUGAUUCAGAUGUUGCUGCUAUCUCAGAUGGCAGUAAAAUUGCUGUUCUCCAUUUGAGCCAAUUGGGCACAAUCAUUGUUGAAGACAAACAAAAUUUGGCAGAAGUUUUUUAUUUAGUUCCUCAUCCUGUUUUCAACCAUUUUAUCGCGAUUUCAAGCGAAAAUGUUCUGCUGAUUGACUUCUCAGGAAAUGUCACAGAUAUAAAGAUAGAAGUCCCAUCGAAUGAUAGAAUAAGCGAUGCUUCUUUUUCACCUUACGGAGACAAACUUUCCAUUAUUUGUGGAGAAAAAAUUUUGUUUUACGUUUUUGACAUCGCUGAAAUUCAACUUACUCCUUUCAUUUCUCUCGAUUUGAAUGGGAAACCAACCUGUGUUGACUGGAUAUCGGAAGAUAUAGCUGUAGCAUCAAUCAAAGGUGAUUUGUUCGUAGUAAACACUGUGUCAGGAAAUUCUCAUUUGGUUGAAUUUAACAAUGAUUGGGGAGACAUCAGUUCAAUGGUUUAUUGCAAGGAAAAGAAGUCAAUAGUAAUAGGAACAGUCAAUGGAUACUGUGUAGUUGUUGAUGUUGGAGAAGUAUUUUCUCCUUCAUUCGUUAUGAGUUUGGGAAAUCCUGUGAUUUCUAUUUCUGGUUUCCAAGGAGUUUUUUGCGUAAUUUGCGAAGGUUGUAGAAUGAGUUUCUUCUCAACAUGGAAUUUGGGAACUGUGGAAACACUCAACACAAGCUUCGAAUGCAAUACAGCAUCAGUUAUGCAGUCUUUCGUAAUUGGAGGCGGAGAAUCAAAGAUGAUUUCCGUUUGGCAAGCAAUUUAA